Molecule: messenger RNA, 2388 nt
Organism: Lemur catta (Ring-tailed lemur)
Lineage: Eukaryota; Metazoa; Chordata; Mammalia; Primates; Lemuridae
Gene: PHF11
Product: PHD finger protein 11
Exons: 10
Coding region: 135-1220 (361 amino acids)
Cellular component (GO): nucleus
Molecular function (GO): histone binding; histone deacetylase binding
Source: RefSeq, a predicted model, not a curated record
GGCGCCGGGCGCUUUGUUUUUUUAAAUCUAAGACCCCGGUCUGGAGAAGUGUGCUUGAGCUUGAGCACCCCUGUCUGCGCACCCAUCUAGUUUCUUCUCGCUCCGGACUUGCCCGGGCAAGCUGAUGCCUCGCAAUGACAGUUCUUUUUCUUAAAUACACGGAUUUAAGAAACGAAACCCGAAGCAGCCGAGCCACUUCCGGGAACGCGGGCAGAGCGCGCAGCCGUCGGGCCGCCGCCGCCCCCAGCGACUGCGAAGCUAUGGCCCAAGCGUCGCCGCGCCGCGCGGAGUGUGUGCGCCCCGCCGGCAGCCCCGAGGCCCAGCCCGCGCGGGACGGGCUCCCUUGCCCCACCGGUGUCUUUCAGGUUGCAGAAAAGAUGGAAAAAAGGGCGUGUGCACUCUGCCCCAAAGAUGUCGAGUAUAGUGUCCUGUACUUUGCACAAGCAGAGAAUAUAGCUGCUCAUGAAAAUUGUUUGCUGUAUUCUUCAGCACUAGUGGAAAGUGAGGAUCAUGAUGCACGGAAUCUUGACAGGAACUUUGAUGUGGAAUCAGUAAAGAAAGAAAUCCACAGAGGAAGGAGACUGAAAUGCUCAUAUUGUGGUAAAAGAGGAGCCACCGUGGGAUGCGACGUAAGAGCUUGUAACAAGUCAUACCACUUUUUCUGUGCCAAGGAGGACUACGCAGUUCCACUAAGUGAUAAAGCUCAAGGAACUUAUAAAUUGUUAUGCCGAAGACAUGCUCCUACAUUACCAGACAUCACUUCAAGAGCUGAGUUCCCAGAAGUGAAAAGGAAAAGAGGAAGGAAGAAAUGUCGCCCGACAGACAUUCAUAUACAGGCACUCGAAACAAUGGAAUUAAAUACAUCCAUGAGACAAAUGAAGGAAGAGCCUGGCAGACACACAGAUGCAAUUGUGAAAGUUCCUUUCCUUAAGAAACUUAAGGAAGCAGGACUUCUCAAUGAGUUAUUUGAAGAAAUAUUAGACAAACUUCAUUUGAUUCAAGAAAGACUCAUGGAUGAGAAGACUUCAGAAGCAGAGUAUGAAGAAAUUGGGACUUCACUUUUUGACUGUAGAUUGUUUGAAGACACGUUUGUACAUUUUGAAGCAGGCUGCCACACAUGGCUGGGCAGGCUGAGCACAGCCCCACGGAAACCGGUGGGAGCGGCUGCCCCUGAAGUUGCACACACGGCGCCCUGCACGCUGUUCUUUCCACGGAGAUAAUCGUCUCUCCAGCAAGUGGUGUUGACACACUAGCUUUUCCCUGUGGGGAAAACAGUUCAUAUCCCUGUACCAACAUAUACUUUCUCAUUUUGGCUUUCUAUAUUAUACACAUUUCUGUUUGAAUUUUGUACUAUAUAUAUAAUUAGCUGAAAAAAAUGUUUUUAAAAAUCUACUAAACAUAGUGUCUCUUGAGGAUAUCCGCUAAUGGCAGUAUCUGGUUUUGUUUUGUUUUGAAGAAGCAGCCUUUAAAAUCUUUUUCUAAAAAGCUUUAGUUUGUAGGGGACUUUGUGUUUUUCUUUCAUGUGAAAGUUACACAUUGGGAACAUGUCACACGUCAUUACUUGGAGGGGCUGGCUGGGAGCAUGUACAGUACAAUGCAGUGUUUGGGGGGAGCAGGACUCCAGGGGACACUACUUGCAAAUGCACAAGGACCAACCUAAAAGGCUUAACUUUUGACACCCUAAGUGAUAAAGACCUGCUUGAUCUAGCCUUAGUAAUGUUCCAAGUUAACUACCGGCAGCAUUUAUUCUGAAGAAACAUUACGUGUAUCUGUGUAUUUUAAAACUAUUCAAUUUUGAGGCUUUUAAAAAUUAUGCUGCCACUGAGUACUACUCAUUAUUUAUAAGGCCUAACUAAAGUAACUUCUUCCUAAGUUUCUACACUAAAAGUCUUCCUAUUUCUAAAGAAAACCAAAAGCUUUCGUGUAACAUUAAAAAUUGGAUGCCUUGUAUAGAAGACUUGCCCUUAUCCUUGCUAGUCUAGCUGCAUUCUCUCUCCAGUUACCAUCUCUCAGCAAGUGGAUGUAGUGUAGCAUGAAGGUGAUAGUCGCUGGCUUUUGUGUUUUUUGCUGUUCAUUACAGACAUUUUGUGCACUGUUUUUAAGUUCUUCAAGAUAUAUAUGAGAGACUUGUUCUGCUGUAAAUGUAUACCAAAAUCUUAAAGAUUUACUCACCAGCUUUAUAUGUGAUAAAUGCUAGAAUUCUAUCCUGAAUUAGAAAAAAGAGGAAGCAAAGGUAUAAAAGAACCAGUUUUUGCUCGCAAGACUCUAGAUUCUUUUCAUUUGAAGCACAAGUAUUGUGUACUCCGGGCCCAGUGAGGUGGCUCACGCCUGGAAUCCUAGCACUCUGGGAGGCCAAGGCGGGCGGAUCGUUUGAGCUCAGGAGUUUGA